CGCCGGGAAUUUCAAUAAUUUCGAAAGAAAUGCUCGAUUCCAUUAGUGUGCAGUAAAAAUUUGUAUGGGUAAAAGAAAUUGUGAAAAGUAAAUUAUGAUAUGUAACCGAAACAUUAAUUAUACAUGGAGACAUGGCUUUUACGAAUGAUAAUUGGUCGCACGAACUCAAGAAGCAGAUAAUUGACUACGUUGAAGAAGUCAAUGGAACAUACAUUGUUGGUUGUACAACCGUUGUAAAGGUUUUCUUGAGAGAUGGGCGGACUCAUGAAGCUAUGUCAUUCAAAGAAUCUCGUAGCGAAUCAAUUGGCGCAGCUUAUGAUGAAGCACGAAAUAAAUCUUUCCAUCGAGCCUUGUAUGACGCCUUUACGUUUUUUUGGGAAUUUAUGAAGAUAAUGGAGAAGCUGAGUAAUGAAAAGGUGCAAAGAAUGGUCAAGCAGCAACAGUUAAAAGCCGAAUGGAAUAAUAAAAAUAUUGUAAAAAAUUAAUUAGUCAUAUUAUUUUAAAGUCAAAAUUAAAAUUUACCUUUUUAUUAAAAAAAAAAAAAAAAAACACUAACGUAUAAAUUUAUAAGUAUUCAUUCUUGGUUGUUUAACAGGACGAAAUAAAAAAUCGUUUCAAGUUUUGAUCUAUUGCAGCUAUUAAUUAAAUAUUUUGACUUUUUUUUUAUUUUUAUUUUACACCAUGCAUUUUUUCUAAGGGCAUUAUUCCCGAACUCUAUUCCAGCCUAGUUUCAGAGUUCUAAAAGCUAUAGAUUGGAAUACACAUUUUUUUUUAAUUUUUAACGCCCUCGCACAACCCUCUUGGAGUUGAAUAUCAUAAAAUUAAUUCUUGAUAAACUCAAACAUGCCAAAAAAAAUAUUUUGGCCAAGUUUUAAAGUUCUUAAAGCAAUAGAUUGGAAGAUACAAAUUUUUAAUAUUUUUAACGCCCCCGCACAACCCUCUUAGGGUUUAAUAUCAUAAAAUUAGUUCUUAGUAAAUU
Cotesia glomerata is the source of this 979-nucleotide messenger RNA. RefSeq names its product DNA repair and recombination protein RAD52-like. NCBI's taxonomy places the organism in Eukaryota, Metazoa, Arthropoda, Insecta, Hymenoptera, Braconidae. The record is from RefSeq and is a predicted model, not a curated record. The transcript is spliced from 4 exons. The coding region runs from base 132 to 485 and encodes 117 amino acids.